Messenger RNA from Rhopalosiphum maidis (corn leaf aphid), 297 nucleotides. Its product is annotated as charged multivesicular body protein 1b-like. The record is from RefSeq and is a predicted model, not a curated record. The transcript has a single exon. Bases 1 to 297 code for a protein of 98 amino acids. NCBI's taxonomy places the organism in Eukaryota, Metazoa, Arthropoda, Insecta, Hemiptera, Aphididae.
AUGACACUUAACUUAAACAAAAAAAUAUUUGACUUGAAAUUAGCUGCCAAACAAAUAACGAGAAAUUCCAAGAAAUUGAAAAAACAAGAGGCCAGAGAAAUUCAGAUGUGUUUAAAGCGUGUAAUGCACGGUGAACUCGAAAUCGGGAGGGUGCAUGCAGAAAACGCGGUGCGAAACCAUAACCAGAGUUUGAAUUUGUUAAACCUCGGGGCCCGUUUACAAGGAGCGCUGAACAUCCUGGAAGCAGCCACCGUGCAAAACGCAGUAUGGACAUUUACAAUUUUUGAGGGAGGAUGA